Messenger RNA from Adineta steineri, 759 nucleotides. The record is from the annotation of a GenBank genome assembly. Lineage: Eukaryota; Metazoa; Rotifera; Eurotatoria; Adinetida; Adinetidae.
AUGACGGCUACUCAAACAUUGAUUGUCAAAUAUCGAUUAUAUACAAGUACAAAAAAAAAAUUAACCUUAAAACAAAAACAAAUCAAACGUCAUUGUCAUCAAACUAAUUUAUUAAAACCUCUUCAAACAAGUAAUCAUCAUUGUACUAUUCAUAAAAAUCCUACUACAAUGUCGAAUACAUUUAUGCGUGAACUUGAUCUUAAAAUGCAACAAGUUAAAGAAUAUGGUUUAAUUACACAUGGUUACUAUAAUGAAAAUAUACAAUAUCCUACUCAUGUUCGUCGUAGUCAUGAUGGAGAAAAAAUAUCACGAACAACAUCCAUAUUUUCUCGAUCGAGUGGUCAUAAGAAAAAACCUCAUCUAUCAAAUACAACUAUAUUAACAUCAUCAUCACAUGAAAAUCAAACAAAAAUUAAACAAAAAGAAGCAACGACUCGACAAUUAUCCUAUGAUGAACGUCAAACAACAUUGAUUAUCCCACCAAAUAAAACUGUUAAUGAUAUAAAUCCAUCUUUAAAUAAUGAUAGACUUGAUAUACAUAGAAAAUCUUCAUCAUCAUCAGCGAAUUCAUCUCCAAUAUUGAGUUCAUUUCGACCACAUUCAAUUGCUGGUUUAUCAUCAUCAUCAACAUUAACUGAUGAACAACAAAUUAAUUCUCUAUCACAUUCAUCUCAAUCAUUAGUUAAUCAAUCACCACCAACAAAAACAUUAACACAAAGAUUUUUUUCUAAACUCUUUCAUCAUCCAUCCAAAUCCUGA